Messenger RNA from Pelobates fuscus (common spadefoot toad), 3195 nucleotides. RefSeq names its product dihydrouridine synthase 2 (gene DUS2). Gene Ontology annotation, molecular function: tRNA binding; flavin adenine dinucleotide binding; tRNA dihydrouridine synthase activity. Bases 27 to 1490 code for a protein of 487 amino acids. The transcript has a single exon. The record is from RefSeq and is a predicted model, not a curated record. Gene Ontology annotation, cellular component: cytoplasm. NCBI's taxonomy places the organism in Eukaryota, Metazoa, Chordata, Amphibia, Anura, Pelobatidae. Gene Ontology annotation, biological process: tRNA dihydrouridine synthesis.
CAGUCAGUCAGUCAGUCAGUGCCGGCAUGGCGGUCUCCUCGUUCCGGCAGCGCACCGUGCUGGCCCCCAUGGUCCGGGUGGGCACGCUCCCCAUGCGGCUGCUGGCCCUGCAGUACGGCGCCGGCCUGGUGUACAGCGAGGAGCUGGUGGACCUCAAGCUGCUGCAGUGCCGGCGGGUGGAGAACCGGCUGCUGGGCACCGUGGACUUCGUGGCCCCCACGGAGCGGGUGGUGUUCCAGACCUGCCCCCAGGAGAGCGGCCGGGUGGUCUUCCAGAUGGGCACGGCGGACCCGGAGCGAGCCCUGACCGUGGCCAGACUGCUGGAGCACGACGUGGCGGCCAUCGACGUCAACAUGGGCUGCCCCAAGGACUACUCCACCAAGGGGGGCAUGGGGGCCGCCCUACUGGCCGACCCGGCCAAGAUCGAGCGGAUACUGACCGCCCUGGUAACCGGAAUCUCCAAACCCGUCACCUGCAAGAUUCGCAUCCUGCCCUCGCUCGAACAAACCCUCAGUCUGGCCAAAAUGAUCGAGCGAACCGGCGUGUCCGCCAUCGCCGUGCAUGGGAGGAAAAAGGAAGAGCGCCCGCAGCACCCCGUCCACUGCGACGUCAUUCGAGCCAUCGCAGAAGCCGUGUCUAUCCCUGUCAUCGCCAACGGAGGCUCGCAAGAAAUAAUCAAAGAAUUCGGGGACAUAGAGACAUUUCGGGCUGCUACCGGGGCUUCGUCAGUCAUGAUCGCACGAGCAGCAAUGUGGAACCCAUCCAUAUUCAGAGAAAAGGGGAUCCUGCCUCUGGAAGAAGUCAUCCGCGAUUACAUUAGGAUUGCCAUAAACUACGACAACCACUACACCAACACAAAGUAUUGCCUGUGUCAAAUGUUACGAGAGCAGCUUGAAACUCCGUUGGGGAAGAGACUUCAUGCAGCGCAGUCCACACAGGAAAUCUGUGACCUCUUUGACAUGAGUUCUUUCUAUAAAAGUGUAAUGGAUUCUAGGGAAUCCAGAAAAACUGUAUUAGACCUGGGAGAUUUAAAUAAUUCUAUUUGUGGGGACAAUGACGAUCCCAGCAUUACGUGUUUACCUGUUAAAUUUGACAAACGAGAGUACCCACCACAGAUCACACCCAAAAUGUUCCUUCUGGAGUGGUGUAGGAGGGAGAAUUUGCCGCAGCCUGUUUACCAAACUGUGCAACGACCCCUUGAUAAGUUUUUCCGUUCCGUUGUCACCGUGGAUGAAAAGAAAUAUCGCUCAACGCUAUGGGACAAAUCAAAAAAGCUUGCGGAGCAGGCUGCAGCCAUUGUGUGUCUCCGUGUUUUGGGAUUAAAAGAGGGCAAGCUGAGCGAGCCUGAGAGUGAUCUAGUUCGUAAAAGAAAACGGGAUUUACUUGGCAAAGUGGAAGACAAAGGGAGCUCCCCUUUGGAAGCACAGAAUAAGAGACUACACCAUAAUUGUGAAAAGCAUGAGAACUCAGAUGGCUUGCAUGAACUGUGAUGAGCAAUGCAUUUUCUACAAUCAUCUAGCUUGAAAGAUUGAUGGGUCUCUUGUCCUCCCGCCCCCUGUUAAUCCUCAGAAGCUAGGAUAGAGUGGGACGGGAUUGGGCACAGAGUAGAUGUACUAAGUAUUCAUGCCAUUACCCACUCUCCAUUUCACUCGCCAGUGAAAAACAUAGACUACCAGUUACUUAAGGAAAGGCAUAUUACUUUAAAAGAGCAAUCCAAACAUGUCUGCUGUUAUGCUGUACCCUAGUUAGCUGGUGCUGUCAGUGUAAUCUGUUAAAGGGACACUAUAGUCACCAGAACUACAGCUUAAUGUGAUUGUUCUGGUGUCUAUAGCCUGUCUCUGUAUGCCUUUUAAUGUAGACUGCAGUGCUUACAUUUCUGCUUAGGAACACCUCUGGAGGCCGUCAUUUAGAUGCCUACUAUAGGUGCCUCAUGGGUCAGUGCUGCACAUUCAGUGUCUCUACGCUCUGCAUGGAGGCGCUGAAUAGUCUUCAUAGAGAUUAAUUUAUUCAAUGCAUCUGUAUGAGGAGAUACUGAUUGGUGCAGCAAUUUGCAGUGCAUGUGCUUUAGCCUCCCAAUGCAUUGUUAUGGGAAAGCAUUGGAUUGGCUGAAAUAAUUUACUUUGAUCUCAGCCAUUGAUGUGGGGCGAGCUGCAGCGAUACCCAUGUAACACUGGAAGAAACAUAAAUAGACUUACCUUUUACACUUCCCACAGGGGUGCUGGUGGCCUAGAUAUAGCUAUUAGAACUGUAGUGUCAGGAAUACACGUUUGUUAUAUUUUCCUUUAGGUCAUAUUUAGGAGGUUUGACAACUUACCUGGGUCCCCAGCGCGUCAGUCUCCCAUCUGUAAUGUAAUCCUGCAGAUCCAGAUAAAUUACACUUGAAUGCGCCAGGGCACUCCUAUUAUAACCAGUACAGCAGGCUGUAGUGGUGAUGGUGCUUGGAUUGUUCCUUUAAAUAUAUUCAGUUAUGCGUUUUGUUGCUAUGGUACUCUGUGGUAUUUACAUGUUUUCACAAAUCAGGACACACAUUCCAUGAAAAACACGCAUGCAUCUACCAAGUUAUGGUGUCUGUUUUUGCCAUAAAUUUGAUUCUGAAACAUGGGUGUAGAACGUCCAGUAAUAUGAUCUAGAGAAUGCUCUGAUUUGUGGCUAAGACAAAGAUACUCAGCUGUUUUAAAGCUAUAACUCCCAAGAUGCAUCGCCAUCCGUACAGUUAGUAAAGCAACAUGGGUGAUGUUCUGCAGCAGCUUAGGAUCUGCCUGUUGGCUACCCCUGCAAUAAGAUAACCGAAGCACAAACGCAGGGCAGCUGUAGAGCUUCUCAUCCUUGUGAAUGAUCAAUCCGCCAAGUCAGUAGUGUGCUGUAAAGCAAACCGCAGCGUUUUUUCCCAGCUCGCCAGCACCUAACUGGCAACACAAUAACUGGGCAAGCUGAGCCGUUUCAGAAGAUUCCUUUCUCCAAUAUUUUGCAGUAUGCUGCUCACUGGUAUAAUGACCUACAGAACUUCCAAAAUCCCUUUUGCAUUUGCUUUGUUGUGGGUGACCUGCUACUGUUUCAACAUUGCACUAACGUAAUUUAUUUUUUCAAAGUUUGUGCCUUUACAUUUUACAAAUGUAAUUUUACAUUUAAUACAUGGCUUUCAGCUUGUGCCUUUCGCUGUUUUAAUUUCACAAAUUAUAUUAAAUGUAUGUUAUU